This is a messenger RNA of Limulus polyphemus (Atlantic horseshoe crab), 3505 nucleotides long. RefSeq lists its product as uncharacterized. The record is from RefSeq and is a predicted model, not a curated record. Lineage: Eukaryota; Metazoa; Arthropoda; Merostomata; Xiphosura; Limulidae. The transcript is spliced from 4 exons. Bases 248 to 679 code for a protein of 143 amino acids.
UUGCACCUUACAGGAUUACUAUGAUGAAAUUCGCCAGACACAACUAAGAGAAUUAGCCAUUUUGAACAAGAACAGAAACCAAGACAGUACACUCGAUAAUACAGGGCCUGACCAGCUAUCAUCGCCAUCUGGUGGGCAAGAAACACUUACAACCCCAACGUCCAGACUGCCUUUGUCACUUUAUUCUCAAGGCUUAUUGAACGGUAGAGAUCGAUUGGUUGGCGGACCGAGUGUUUCUAGACACGUGAUGCACCCUGGUGCUGGACUUCGUAGAAGGACACUCCCAUUAAAACGAGUCAUUCAACCUCAUCAUGACGAAUCCUCACUCGUUCCCUCUGGCGAGCCAGUAUUAAUCCAACAGAGGCGGCCAGUGCUCCGAAGCCAAGCAAGUGGCCAUUUUCAUACAACUCUUGCAAAACCUGUACUGCUCGAAGAAAAUGGCUACGCCUACUACGAAGAAUUUUACAACGGUGCCGUAGAUGACGUAGUAGACGAAGAUUACAUCUCAACUAGCAAGGGACACUAUGAUCUACAUGAAGAAGACGUGUAUAACAACGGUUACCAUGAAGAGUGGACAGUACCUUCAAUUAGACGAAACCCAACGAUAAACCAUAGGUCUGUGAGUCGAGGCAACUACCGAGACCAUCCUUAUCCCCCAGUGGGUCUCCCUCACUACUAGACGUCACGCUGGUCAGCCGAGCAAUAACACCUACAGAUAUACUCUGUGUAGGUGUUCAACAUUCAAGGCGUGUGGACUGUUCAGACUUAAAAGUAUUGGAUAAAGAGAAGAUAGAACACACCUUAAUAUAUAUUGCCAUUCAUUCUCUUACCUUGCAGAAUGACAUCACCAAUGGCUUUAAAAUUCCGUUUCAUCCGUUGCUCAAUGUCAUCACACUUUCUAUUUUAUUAGUUCGCUUAAAAACUCUAACGUCAAAAUACUUGAGCUUAUAAAGAAUACGUCAAAGACGUUUUACUCAAACACUAAAAGAAAACAGCUAGGCCUCUUGUUCUUGAUUUUCAAACGGAAAUUGGUUCUUCAGUUUUCCUAAUAAUUCAAACAAAACAACUGAAAAGGGUUUUUUAUACUUAGUGCUUCAAAUGAAACUGACCAACCAGGUUUUCUUUUUGCUAAAUCCUUUAGAAAUGGUUAAUCAAUCAUGUUACUGUAUCUGACUCUUAAGACGAAAACCGACCAAUGAGAUAUUCAAAGAACUGAUUUUAUUUAAACGAAUAAGCUUAAAGGCAUAUAGCCUGACCCCUUCUUAUGACCAGCUGUAAAAACUUCUGAUGUUAGUAUAACUUUUAGAAAAAGACCGAAGAACUUUUAGGUGUUGAUUUGUAUAGGUAAUAUUCAUUUUUAUGAUUAGUUUCAAAUGAAAGAAAUGAGUAAUUCCAAAGGGUAGAGAAAUACGUACUGGAUUGUAACCUGAAUUAAAAAAAAGUAUAGAAUGCUUUAUAGAAUACAUAAUUAUUUGUACAUUUAGUUUUCAUGGGCUUAAAAGAAUUAUAUAAAUGGGUAUAUUUUUUGGUUAUGCUUAUUGAUAUAUCCUGCGUGGAUGAGGAUAUACACACACAGUUGUUCAACAGUGUUAUCACACAGAUACUGAGUCUUUACCGAUUAGCCAAUUUAAACCAUUAAGAACAUGAAUAUUGUGUAUAGUUCUGUAGGAACUUAGAGUAUCAUUUUCUUCACAGUUUUCUAAAAACUCAGACAGUGUUCGAAAAUACCAUUCGUUGACAUACAAUGUUCUCUUUGCUCUGUUGAUACAGUGGCUAGAUUGGGUAUUUGUACAAGAGAAGUUUUUUUAUUAUUAUUUUAGCUAAAAGGCAUAUUUGCAUCAGAUUCAUAAAACACUGGUAAAUCUUUUUUUAAAUCAAAUUUAAAGACUGUUCAGUUCCUCAAUGUUUUCCUAAGGCUUAUGCAUCGUUUGAUAUUCUAUGACUAAGUAGUUGCAUAGGAUAUAUUGAAGGUGAAAUCUGAGUAACGAAUGUAGCAUACUAACUCAUGAACGUGUGAAUAUUUUUCAUUUAAAGAAACCUUAGAGGCCACAUUAAGUUUAGAGUUUUCGUAUAUUUCACAUGCAACUAACAUAUAUGUUUUAUGAUUAAUAGAAUGAGGGAUGUUUAAAAGUUGUAUUGGAACGUUUAUACUGCUUGAAAUGAGCAGACUUACAAAAGAAUUGUCUUCUUGUUCAACAUGAAAGAUACAAUCUGGUGGUGAGUGCCUGAAAUAUUACCAAAGUGUCAUUUUGAGUAGAUCCAGGCAUUGUCCCAUUGUCAUGUAGCAUACAUACAUUUACGCUUUUAUUUGAAAACACUGAUAUCAUUUGAAUUACCUUUAUCUAAACUAGCUUAAUCAGUUUUUCCACAUUUCAUAAAAAUGAACUAUUCCUAAUGUGAAGUAUAGUAAAGAGAAAGUGGUAAUUUCGAACACUCUUGAGUCUUAUGAAAGUUUAAACUCUUACUUUCAGUCUUAUAUAGAAGGCACAUACAGACUUGUAUGUUGUGGGAAAAUAUAGUUAUAUAGAUAGGUUGCGAAGAUGUGUGUAGGUAUGUUAUGUGUGCUGUAAAAACAAAAUGAUAUUAGUUUUUGUUGAGAGAAUAUAUUAGCUAUAGUAAUUGUAUUGGUGUGCUUUACAUGUUUGUCAUCACAUGUGUAUGGAAAGAGAUCCAUUUUUACUCACCUUUCAAUUUUUAGAUGAUGUGUAUCCAAUACUGUGUACGGUGGUAUUUUUUGCUGUUCAAGACAAAAAUAAAAUAAAACAUUUUUAAAUACCAACCUAAACGAAGACUAAUAUGGCUCAUUUAAAUUUUUAGUUACUUUUAAAUAAUCUACUGGGUAGAGAUAGAGUCCUUCUUAACCAUUAUAAUCUAUAAACAAGUGGGAAGUAAACGAAAUGAUCACUCAUGAUGCCACAGCAACUAGCCAUGUUGCAUGUAAUCAAACACAAGUCUUUGAAACUAAUGAACGACUUAAAUUAGCUGUUGCUUCUUCACUCAGUUAGCCUAGAAACUUAUGAAACUUAGCUUUUCCUUUUGUAUUUCGUAGAUAUAAAUAACACAAAAACAGGAACUGAUCUUUCUAAAUGGUACGAAAAUGAAAUCCCCAGCCGAGAAUAAUUAAGUACUAAAACUUCAAGAUUAAUAAUUAAUAAUGAUCAUUGUUCUAAAUUAAUCUUAAUUUAAUUCGCUAAGAUAGGCAAAAAAAUGUAUCUACUAUAUAUAUAUAUAUACCUCCAUACUGCAAUUUAAUAACUGUCAGUACGAUAUCAUUUGUCCAACUGUUUAUCGUAAGUGAAAGUAAUAAUCUUCUGGAAAUCAGGUUAUAUUAUGUUAAUGCAUUUUAAAUUUCCAAUUCCAUUUAUAAAAAGCCAAGUUGUAUUAUGGCUGUAGUAUAAUUAGUUGACAAGUAGCCCUGACAGAUACAGUUGUAUAAUAAUAAUAACCAGGUGCUACUCCAUCUAACCAGUUUUCGCUGUUCGAAUAAAGACAUUUUAAAACCAAA